Molecule: messenger RNA, 1038 nt
Organism: Capronia coronata CBS 617.96
Lineage: Eukaryota; Fungi; Ascomycota; Eurotiomycetes; Chaetothyriales; Herpotrichiellaceae
Exons: 3
Coding region: 1-1038 (345 amino acids)
Biological process (GO): protein insertion into ER membrane
Cellular component (GO): cytosol; TRC complex
Molecular function (GO): protein binding
Source: RefSeq, a predicted model, not a curated record
AUGUCCGGCAAAAUCGCAAAGACUCUAGCCCGCCAAAAGGAGAAAAUCGCAGAAGGCAACUUCUACGAAGCACACCAACAACUCCGCGUCAUCACCGCCCGCUACCUCAAGGCCGGCGACUACCCGUCCGCCUGCGACGUGCUGUACAAUGGCGCCCUGCUCCUUCUGCGCGCCGGCCAGGGCGGCUCCGGCGGAGACCUGGCGCUCAUGCUGUUGAACGACGUCUACGUCAAGGGCGAGUGGGAGUGUACUGCGGAGAACAAGAGGCGGCUGAUCGACAUCCUGCGUGCGUUUCCGCGCGGCGAGCCCACUCGGAAGAGAUUUGUUAAUGAAGUCGUCGCGUGGUCUGGUAGGUUUGGGGACGUGGAGAGGGGGGAUGGGGAGAUUCAUCAUGAGGCUGGACGGGUUUAUGCUGAAGAAGGACAAGUCUACGACGCAGAACGACACUUGAUCCUCGGCACCCCCGAGUCCGCUCCAAUCCUCGCGUCGCUACAUUACACAUGGUACACACUGGACCAGCCGCACCUGGCGCCCAUCUACGCCUCCCGCUCUGUCCUGCCGUACCUGGUGGUCGGCAACCUCGCGUCCGCCAACGCCGCCCUCGCCACCUUCACCUCGCUGCUAACCGCGUCCAACCCGGCCCUGCUGGCCAUGUCGCAGCCCCUGGAAUCCAGCAAGUCCGGCCUCAGCCUGCGCAUCUUCCCGUCCAUCCCGCUGCUCAAUUUCCUGGCCCUGCUCCUGCUGGCCGCGCAGAAGGGCGACGCCUCCCUGUUCCGCCAGCUCGCCAAGUACUUCGCCCCGCAUCUCAAAGACACAGAGGGUCUGUGGAGCGACGCGCUGGCCAACAUCGGUGAGAUCUGGUUCGGCAUCAGGAUUCCUCGCCAGGGUGGGAAUCCCUUGUUCGAUAUGAUGGGCAGUAUGCUUUUCGGUGGAGGUGGAGGUGGCAGUGCUGGUGCUGGCGCGAAAGGCACGCCCAAGCUGACUCCGGCUCCGGCUAAGAAGGAGAUCGAGAAGCCGCCGACCAUGGAUCUGGAUUGA